Messenger RNA from Corylus avellana, 3442 nucleotides. Lineage: Eukaryota; Viridiplantae; Streptophyta; Magnoliopsida; Fagales; Betulaceae. The record is from RefSeq and is a predicted model, not a curated record.
UCACUCCAAGUGCUGGUAAGGUCGACAUGAGGCUGGGGUCAGAGAUAGAGAAGAUCACUGCUCGAUUCAACGAAAUGUUGACACAAAAAGAUGAUCUGAAAUUGAGUAAAAAUGUUGAUAGGAGGUCAUACAAAACAAACGAGACACUGGCCCCAACUUCUGUAGUGACCGAAUCUCAUGUUUAUGGUAGGGAAACAGAUAAAGAGGCUCUACUUGAAUUUUUGCUGGGUGAAAAAUGUAGUGAUGCUCAAGUUUCUGUGAUUCCUAUAAUUGGUAUGGGUGGUAUAGGAAAGACAACUCUUGCCCAGAUUAUAUACAAUGAUGAAAAGGUGCAAAACUUUUUUGAUUUAAAGGCAUGGGCUUAUGUCUCUGAAGAUUUUGAUGUUGUUACGGUGACAAAAACAAUUUUGCAAUCUCUCACCUCUAGAAGCUUUGAUCGCGUGGAUCUAAAUUGGUUGCAAGUCAAACUAAAGGAGAAACUGAAAGGGAAGAAAUUUCUAGUCGUUCUGGAUGAUCUUUGGAAUGAGAAUCACCAUUACUGGACUAUCUUACGUGCUCCUUUCGAAGCAGGGGCUCCAGGAAGUACAAUUAUCAUCACAACUCGUAAUCAAGGAGUUUCAUCAAAGACGGGUACCAUUCCAGCUCACUUUUUGAAAGGGUUGUCAAAUGAAGUUUGUUUGUCUAUAUUGGUCCAUCAUGCAUUGGGUACAAGUGACUUCAGUGCACAUUUAAACCUCAAAGAUAUUGGUGAGGAAAUCGUUAGAAGAUGCAAAGGCUCUCCUUUGGCGGCAAAAGUACUCGGAGGCGUCUUAUGCAAUAAAUUGGACCGUGAUGCAUGGAAAGAUGUAUUGAAUAGUAAUAUAUGGGAUAUAGCAGAAGUGAAAAAUGAAAUUGCUCCAGCUCUUAUGUUGAGCUAUCACCAUCUCCCUUCACAUUUAAAGAGGUGCUUUGCGUAUUGUUCAAUACUUCCCAAAGAUUAUGUAUUUGAGGAGAAACAACUGGUUCUACUAUGGAUGGCAGAAGGUUUACUUCAUCCACGAGAUGGGAGAAAGCAAAUGGAAGAUUUGGGUAGUGAGUAUUUUCGCAAUUUGUUGUCGAGGUCAUUUUUCCAACAAUCAUUCGAGGAUGGAUCACGAUUUCUAAUGCAUGACCUCAUCAAUGAUUUGGCUCAAUGGGUUGCUGGAGAUAUAUGCUUUAAAAUGGAGGAUAGAGUUGGGGGUAAUAAUGGAAGGAAACAUUCUAGAAAGACUCGCCAUUUGUCUUACUUGGGUGGUCAAUAUGAUGGCAUUCAAAAGUUUGAGAUUUUUUAUGAUUUCACAUGUUUACGAACCUUCUUGCCUCUUAUGCUUCCAAAUCCAGGUCAGUGUUACUUGACUCGUAUGGUUCCUCUUAAAUUGUUGCCAAAAUUAAGACGCUUAAGGGUGCUCUCUUUGAGUGGAUACUGCAUAUCUGAGUUACCAGAAUCAAUAGGUGAUCUGAAGCAUCUACGAUACCUUGACCUUUCUUAUACUCCAAUUAGAGGCUUGCCUGAAUCAAUAACCACUCUCUACAAUUUACAGACAUUGAUAUUGGAGCGUUGUCUUUUUCUAAAGAAAUUACCUUCAAAUUUUGGAAACCUAGUCCAUCUGCGGCAUCUCAACAUUUUAGGAGCAAAUGCAUUGGAAGGAAUGCCUACGCAAAUGGGUAAAUUAACUUGUCUCCAAUCAUUGUCUAAUCUAGUUGUGGGAAAAGGUAGUUGUUCCGGGGUAAAGGAGCUAGGGCCUUUAUUGCAUCUUCGAGAGACACUAUGCAUUUCUGGAGUGGAAAAUGUGAUGAAUCGUGAAGAUGCAAUGGAUGUUAGGUUAAUUGAAAAGCACAAUCUUUCUGGGUUGUCAUUGGAAUGGAGUAGCAACUUGGAUGAGUCACAAGAUAGAACAAGUGAAUUAGAGGUACUUGACAUGCUACAACCUCAUAAGGGUUUGAAAGAGCUCACUGUUAGACACUAUGGUGGUGCAGACUUUCCGACCUGGUUAAGAGUUCCUUCAUUUUCUAAUAUGGUGCUCUUGAAAAUUGAAAGCUGUGCAAAGUGCACAUUAUUGCCACCAGUCGGACAACUACCAUCACUCAGAAACCUUUUCAUUGAAGGCAUGGCCAGUGUGAAGAAUGUUGGCCUUGAGUUUUAUGGGGAAGGUUCCUUACAACCUUUUAGGUCUUUGGAAACUUUGUGUUUCACUAGUAUGCGAGAAUGGGAGAACUGGAUUCCUUGUAGAGAAUUACCAAAAUUGCGAGAGCUUUCUAUUCGAUGGUGUCCCAAGUUGUUGGGUCAGUUACCAAACCACCUUCCUUCAUUAAAAAAUAUUGUGAUAUAUGAAUGUAAGCAAUUGGUGGUUUCAAUUUCUAGCUUUCCAGAGCUUUGCAAACUAGUAAUUGAGGGAUCAGAAGGGGUGGUGCGUGGACUGGAUUUGCCAUCUAAAUUGAGAAAUAUCGUGAUCCAAAAGUGUGAGGUCCUGGAUUCUUUACCCAGGGCAAUGAUGUACAACAACACGCAUGUUGAAGAUAUUCAUAUUAGUGAGUGUACUUCACUGAUGUACUUCGCAAUAGGCCAACUACCUCCAACUCUAAAGCGGUUAUAUAUAAAUAAUUGCACAAAUAUGGCGAUUUUGGUGGAUGGGGAAGAUAUCAACAGUUGUGGCAGCAACACAUCUCUUCUUGAGUACUUGGAAAUUAGUAAUUGUCCAUCCAUCAAAUCUUUAACAUCAAGUGGAGAAUUACCUGCAACACUUCAACACCUUAAAAUUUGGAAUUGUAAGAAGUUGGAGUUGAUAGCGAAGAGCUUCAAUCAUAACUCGUCUCUUGAAGUCAUUGAGAUCUCAUCUUGUGAGAACUUUAAAUCCUUACCCAUCGGCAUAUGCUACCUCAACCAUCUAGAUCGGAUUUAUAUUUCAAAAUGUCCAACUCUUGAUUCUUUCCCAGACAGAGGGUUGCUCCCUGCCACCUUGAAAGAACUUAUGAUUUCCAAGUGUGAGAAAAUACAGGCCUUGCCUAACUGCAUACACAACCUCACCUCUCUUCAAAAAUUGAAAAUAUGGGAAUGUCCAAGCAUUGUAUCCUUUCCGGAAGUAGGUUUUCUAACCAAUCUCACAUCACUUUCUAUCCAUGAUUUGGUGUCGUUUAAUGAGGACUUUUUUGAGCGGGGAUUGUACAAGCUUACUUCUCUUAAAGAACUUGCAAUUUACGGUGGCUCUUCGCAUCUGAUGUCCUUCCCAGAGAGCAUGGCCUGCCUGACUCACUCUUGCAACUCUAUAUCAUCGGUUGUCCUCUACUGGGAGAACGCUACAAGAAAGAUCAAGGACAAGAUUGGUUCAAAAUAGCCCACAUUCCUUUCGUUGAAAUUCGUUAGAGGUUCAUCGAAGAACCAGAAGCCAAGUUUUGUCUAGAUGCAAGUCAAGUUUCAAGAAAUAAA